AUGGCGAAGAUGACUGUGACAAUUGGAGAUGGUGAAGCAGCGACGUUUGAGGCAUAUUGCGGUUACUCGGGUGGCCCAACGAGCAGACCACAACCAGUAAACCACAGUGCUAGUGUUCGUGUCAUUCUACAGGUUUCUGCUAUUUUGGUGUUCGGAGACUCCACUUCUGAUCCUGGAAACAACAACUACAUUCUGACCCCUUUCAGGGGCAAUUUCACACCUUAUGGGAGAGAUUUUGCAAACCAAAAAGCGACAAUGAGGUGUACCAAUGGAAAGAAACACAAUCCUAAUUUUUGA
This is a messenger RNA of Lactuca saligna, 297 nucleotides long. Lineage: Eukaryota; Viridiplantae; Streptophyta; Magnoliopsida; Asterales; Asteraceae. The record is from the annotation of a GenBank genome assembly.